Molecule: messenger RNA, 1125 nt
Organism: Protobothrops mucrosquamatus (brown spotted pit viper)
Lineage: Eukaryota; Metazoa; Chordata; Lepidosauria; Squamata; Viperidae
Product: F-actin-uncapping protein LRRC16A-like
Exons: 12
Coding region: 157-1125 (322 amino acids)
Biological process (GO): regulation of Arp2/3 complex-mediated actin nucleation; cell migration
Cellular component (GO): plasma membrane; lamellipodium
Source: RefSeq, a predicted model, not a curated record
UCCCCCCUAAACAGCUGAUUGGAAUUCAUUCGCGUCGCCCGAGGGGGGCACCUAGGAAGGUGAGGGCGGAGAGCGGGAAGCGCGAGUUAAUUGUCAGCAGCAAGCAACACGUCCGCCUCCUCGCUCCAAAGAAGGGAAGGCAAAGCCCCAGCAAGGAUGACCGAAGAGAGCGCGGACGUUCCCAAAGAGUUGCUGGAAAGCGUCAAGGAUGUGAUUGGAAGGAAGAUAAAGAUUUCUGUGAAAAAGAAAGUCAAACUUGAAGUCAAGAGCGAUAAAGUAGAUAAUAAAAUAUUGGUGCUAACAUCAUGUCGGGCCUUUCUGUUAACUUCCCGUAUUCCUACCAAGCUAGAAUUAACUUUCAGCUACUUGGAAAUCCAAGGAAUCACUUGCAAUAAACCAGGCCAGCUGAUUAUAGAAACUGAAAAGUGCAACAUUUCUAUGAAGUUAACUUCAUCUGAAGAUGUGCAUGAAGUGUUGGCACAUAUUGGAACAUGCCUUAGGAGAAUAUUCCCUGGUCUGUCUCCAGUGAGAAUAAUGAAGAAAGUAAUUAUGGAGCCCCCAGACAGGCUGGCUAAUCUGCAGACUCUGUGGGACAGUCAAACUGUAGGAGAAUUAGGCCCAUGUGGUGGUUUUUCUCAAAUGUAUGCAUGCGUUUGUGACUGGCUGGGCUCUCCGUAUAGGGAAGAAGUGCAGUGGGAUGUUGAUACCAUUUAUCUGACUCAAGAUACCAGGGAAUUAAAUUUGCAAGACUUUAGCCAUCUUGACCACAGAGAUUUAAUACCAAUAGUUGCUGCCCUGGAAUACAAUCAGUGGUUUACAAAGCUUUCCUCUAAGGAUCUAAAGUUAUCCACUGAUGUUUGUGAGCAGAUCUUAAGAGUUGUGAGCAGAUCCAGUAGAUUGGAAGAGCUAGUACUAGAGAAUGCUGGUCUUAGGACAGAUUUUGCACAGAAGUUGGCCAAUGCUCUAUCCCACAAUCCCACCUCAGGACUUCAUACAAUUAAUCUUGCUAACAAUCCUCUAGAGGACAGAGGAGUAUCUUCCUUAAGUAUUCAGUUUGCCAAACUACCAAAGGGGCUGAUGCAUUUAAAUUUAUCUAAAACCUCAUUAUCACCUAAAGGUAUAUAA